ACAAAAUGGGCUGUGUCACUGCAUGGCUCGCUUCACAGCUUGGUUUCACCAUUCCUGGAUGAGUAUUAAGUGGAGUGACUGGCCAACAUGUCUCUCAAGGAAGGAAGGUGUGCAGAAGAAAUGGGCUGCCUUGAAGGAGAAGUUGGGUUCUCAGGACUCCGAUCAGACGGAGGCCAACCUGGAGAACGCAGAGCCGGAGCUGUGUAUCCGCCUCCUGCAGAUCCCAUCCGUGGUGAACUACUCAGUCAAGAAGCGGCUGGAGAGCAGCGACGAUGGCUGGAUGGUCCAGUUCCUGGAGCUCUGCGGACUGGAUCUCCUGCUUGAGGCCCUGGACAGGCUUUCCGGGAGGGGGGUCUCCAGGAUAUCGGAUGCCCUGUUGCAGCUGACAUGCAUCAACUGCGUGCGAGCAGUCAUGAACUCAGAGGGCAUUGAGUACAUCGUGAGUAAUGAAGGCUACGUCAGGAAACUCUCCCAAGCACUUGACACCUCGAACGUCAUGGCAAGAAGCAAGCGUUUGAGCUCCUGGCCGCUCUCUGGCAUUUACUCAGUGGAUGGUCACGCUCUGGCGUUGGACGCCCUGGAUCAUUACAAGACGGUGAAGAACCAACAGUACCGUUUCAGCGUCAUCAUGAACGAGCUCUCGACCACAGACAACGUGCCCUACAUGAUAACACUCCUGAGUGCCAUCAACGCGGUCAUCCUGGGGACGGAAGAACUGAGAGCUCGGACGCAGCUCCGCAAUGAGUUCAUUGGUCUCCAGUUGUUGGAUAUUUUAACCAAGCUGAGGUGA
Lacerta agilis (Sand lizard) is the source of this 790-nucleotide messenger RNA. Its product is annotated as inverted formin-2-like. Gene Ontology annotation, molecular function: actin binding; small GTPase binding. Lineage: Eukaryota; Metazoa; Chordata; Lepidosauria; Squamata; Lacertidae. Gene Ontology annotation, biological process: actin cytoskeleton organization. The record is from RefSeq and is a predicted model, not a curated record.